This is a messenger RNA of Nicotiana tabacum (common tobacco), 894 nucleotides long. Lineage: Eukaryota; Viridiplantae; Streptophyta; Magnoliopsida; Solanales; Solanaceae. The record is from RefSeq and is a predicted model, not a curated record.
AUGCAGAGGGCAUUAGUGACUCACAAAACUAUACCUGAACUCUUCACUUUAACCCACUUAAUUGCGCCCCCUUGUUUCUUCACUAUCGUUCUUCUACUCAGAGCAUACUCGAUCUUCUCCUUACACAGGAGCCGCCGCGACACCGCAUAUAGUCUCCGUUACGUUCGCCAGAGUAUACUACCUCUUCUCCUCGUUCAGAUAUACUUCAAGAAGAAAAAGACUUGGGGAAUUUCUUUCAACAGCACUUUGCUAUUGACACAUAUUGAUGAGAAGUUCUGCUAUCAAAUUCUUCAUGAAUACAGGAUACACAAUGCUGAGCUGAAUCUGGACAGACUACUAGCUAAAAUGUGGGAAGAGAUGGGUCUUUGCAUAGUUUAUGCGAAGCCUCAAGACGAGCAACCAGAUUUCGAAGAGCCUAUGGUUCUUUCUGCUAACAGAGGUGGCUGUAUUGUCGAAGAUUUCUGUAAUCACAUACAUAGGAGUCUUGUUAAGGAUGUGAAGUAUGUCUUGGUUUGGGCCACAAGUCCACGGCCCUCAGCAUUGUGGCCUCAGUCAUCUGCUUCAGGAUGAAGACGUGGUUCAGAUUGUCAAGAAAAAGGAGAAGGAAGGAGGUAAAGGCCGGUUCAAAACGCAUUCUAAUGCUCCUGCUCGGAUAUCUGACCGAGAAAAGAAGGCUCCACUGAAGGCAUAAUUUACUCAGACAGUGAAUCUUUUAUGUAUGUGCUAACUGUUGAGGCGUCAAUGUUCUUUUUUUGUUUUGUUUUUGGUAGAUUGCAGUAAAGUAAUAAGCUAUAGUUAGAGGUUGUUUCUUCAUCACUAUGGCGUGAAGUUACUCAUUGAAGAGUGUAGGUACUUUUCACCCUUGUAUUCUUUACUUGAUUAUGAUAUUACCAU